This is a messenger RNA of Cladocopium goreaui, 2847 nucleotides long. Lineage: Eukaryota; Dinophyceae; Suessiales; Symbiodiniaceae. The record is from the annotation of a GenBank genome assembly.
AUGGAGACGCCUGCUGCGCCAGCUGAAGAAACAGCGGUUGGCAAGGAGCCAAUCGAGGAAUGCCAAUAUCCAGAUGUGACUUGGCGCAUGGUGCAAGGGUACCGGCAAGUAAGUCUUGCUGAGGAAGAAAAACUCCAGCACUUUCUAGCCAGGAAUUCCAAGAAGGAGCAGGAGCACUGCAAGGAACUUCAACCCAGGAAACUCCACCUAAGAAAUUUCUCUGCAGAAAGAGGCAAGCCAGCAACUCCCUUAAAUUCCACAAAAGGGAAUUCCAAGAAGGAGCAGGAGCACUGCAAGGAACUUCCACCCAGGAAACUCCACCUAAGAAUUCCGCCCAAGAAGCAAGGAACUUCCACCCAGGAACUCCACCUAGGUACUGAACUGGUGGAGCGGUCGCCGGCAGUCACCAUGCUGGCGAAUCAAAACAUGCUGAUCGUCACGAUGCAGGCCUGUCACCGUCACACCGGGUCGGUUCUGGCCAUGUUGAGCAAGGCUUGCAGCCGGUUGAACCUGUCCGACUUGGCCAGCGAGUGUGAGCAGGUGAGAACCAUCAUGCAGGACACGGACACAAUGUUUGCCACCUUGCGUGAUUCUUCCACGGCUGACCUUUCACAGGUUCUUGCAGAUGUCAAGAAGUAUGCUUCCGAGGUAGUGGAGGCCGAAUCGCGAGAAUUGCAAUCAAGCCUCAAGCAGCGAUCAGAGGCUGCGGAGCACCAGCUGAAUGAGCGUUUCAAGACCUUCAGCGACCGGCUCCUGGCAGAUGCCGGGGCUGCAGGUGGUGCAACUCCGGAAGGUGGUCGCAAGGUGGGCGAAGCUCAACUGUUGAAAAAGAUGACCAACAGGAUGACAGACUUCGAGAGUCAAGUCUCCUCGCAGAUCCAGGCCUUGUCGCAUGAUGUUGAGAAGAAGAUCGCCUUCCUGGGAACCCAGCGAAUGCCAGGUGGAGAAGCAGCUCCUGGCGUGGAUAGCCUCUCACACGAGUUGGAUUCCGUGAAGUACGACAUGGGUGAGCUAAAGGACGUUCUGCAGAGUGCCAAGGCGGAAACGGCCCAAGUGAAGCGAAUCGUCCUGUCCUGCGAGCGAGACAUGGAGGACUUCACGGCGGCCAUGGAUGCGGUGAACGUCGACCUGGAUGAGAUGAGAGCGCGAGUGGACUCCACCCAUUCGAUCAUCACUUCGCGGCAGAGAAUUGAGGCCACCAUUACGGCGGAGAUCUCGACCAUGCGACUGGACAUGGGAGAUAUGCAGGAAGCCUUAAAGGCGCACGACGCUUGGAUGGAGGACGUAUCCCAGAGCCUGCAGGAGGCCCAUGAACGCUGUCAGCAGCUUUCGGAGGACAUCGUUGUGCAUGCACAGCAAACGCAGGCGAAACUGGAUGCGAAGACAGACCUCACUGCCUGGAAUGAUAUGAAUGAUGACAUUGAUGCUUCUGUGAAGACAGUCCGAGACAUGGCCAGCGCGCUACGCUUGGAGGUGGACUCGCGACGGCGGAAGGUCGACGAGGCCUUAUCCACCUUUCGUAGCGACUUAAAGAGGUUGGAUGAGAAGGCCGACUCUCAAGUGGCCGAAAUUCAGCGAGCCGCAGAAGAGUCGAUGGCAGCUGUGAACCAGCGCUUGGAGGAGCGUUCACAGCACUCCCGGGACUUGGAAGCAACGUUGAAUCGCCACGCGGAUGCGCAUGCCAGCAUGAACGCGAAGGUCGACGCGAAUCUGCAAGAGGUGCAAAAUCGAAUCAGCCAUGUGGAGGCAACACUCUCGAAGCAGGAUGAAGAUCUCCACAAAGAGGCGAACGAUCGCAUUGAAAAUCUGGAACGACACCAUUCCAACAUUUCGAAGGAGACUGCCAAGAGAUUGAAUGCCCUGGAUUUGCGGAUCGCUGGGCUUCAAGGAGCCAGUGGUGAGUCCAAGCGUGACAUCGGCAAGCUGAGAGAUGAGGUGAACUCUUUGACGGUGAAGAGUGCAGCUCAUGAUGUGGACAUCGGAAAGAACAGUGACGACCUGCGGAAAGCUGAGAGGCAGCGGCUAGAGGACAACAACCGCCACAAGCAGGAUGUCGAUGGAAUCUAUGAAGAGUUGGAUCAGAAGGUCUACGAAAAAAACUUCCUGAGUUUAGAGGACAAUGUCACAAAGCUGACCCGCGGAGCCGUGAAGCUUUGCCAGGUGGUUGGCGUGUUCCCAGGGGCACGCAUGAACGACGGCACUGAGGAGGAGUUGGAUGUGGAUGUCGAGCUGCUGAACUGGGAGGACUGUGCCCAGAACUUGGUGGCUCGAGUGGACAAGACCUGGCGCCAGCUCUCCUCCCAGAAAUAUCGAAGUAUUCUUGACCUGGUGAGCAAGAAGGCGGACCAUUCGGUGCUACGACUCCUUCAGAUCUCCCAGCAGCAUAUUGAGAGCCAGCUGGAUAGAAUACGGCACGAACGCGAGCUCUGGAAAGAGGUUGUUGAUAAGAGAGCUCAGCAGCCGCUACAGUUGGCGCUCACUCUCAAGGACCCUCACACAGGGGCGACCAUUCCAGCACCUCAAGGCUACAGCAUGCCGGGCGGCAUGGCGCCUCCAGGCAUGCCAAUUACGCCCAGAGGGCCAAUGCCAUGUGGCAGCUUAGAGCCAAUCGUUCCGCCACAGCCGUCAGGGAGCUUGGCGGGGGGCAUCACCUUUGGCAAAGCGGAUUGCGCGACCAAAUGUGACGUCCGGUGGCAGAAAGUUUGGUGCGAGCAAUGGGCUGAGUUUUACGAGCAUGUCGUUCGAACUGAACGUCGUCCCGUUGGCAGAUCAAAGGAAAUCUUCUUCUCCUUGGCGUGGUUAGCCUUGGAUGCGGGCAUUUUUGAGUCCAACACGAGUCGGUUCUGA